AUGGCGAGCCUCGCCGCGCUCGCCCUCAGCCUGCUCCUGCGGCUGCAGCUGCCGCCGCUGCCCGGCGCCCGGGCGCAGAGCGCCGCAGGUGGCUGUUCCUUUGAUGACCACUACAGCAACUGUGGUUACAGCGUGGCCCUGGGGACCAAUGGGUUUACCUGGGAGCAGAUUAACACGUGGGAGAAACCAAUGUUGGACCCAGCGGUGCCUACAGGAUCCUUCAUGAUGGUGAACAGCUCUGGGAGGGCCUCUGGCCAGAAGGCGCACCUUCUCCUGCCGACCCUGAAGGAGAAUGACACCCACUGCAUCGAUUUCCAUUACUACUUCUCCAGCCGCGACAGGUCCAGCCCAGGGGCCUUGAAUGUCUAUGUGAAGGUGAACGGUGGGCCCCAGGGGAACCCUGUCUGGAACGUGUCUGGGGUCGUCACUGAGGGCUGGGUGAAGGCAGAGCUUGCCAUCAGCACCUUCUGGCCACAUUUCUACCAGGUGAUAUUUGAAUCCGUCUCUCUGAAGGGUCAUCCUGGCUACAUCGCUGUGGACGAGGUCCGGGUCCUUGCCCAUCCAUGCAGAAAAGCACCUCAUUUUCUGCGGCUCCAAAAUGUCGAGGUGAACGUGGGGCAGAAUGCCACCUUUCAGUGCAUUGCUGGUGGAAAGUGGUCUCAGCAUGACAAACUUUGGCUCCAGCAAUGGAAUGGCAGGGACACGGCCCUCAUGGUCACCCGCGUGGUCAACCACAGGCGCUUCUCGGCGACAGUCAGUGUGGCGGACACUACCCAGCGGAGUGUGAGCAAGUACCGCUGUGUGAUCCGCUCUGACGGUGGCUCUGGUGUGUCCAACUACGCUGAGCUGAUUGUGAAAGAGCCUCCCACGCCCAUCGCCCCCCCAGAGCUGCUGGCCGUGGGGGCCACAUACCUGUGGAUCAAGCCGAAUGCCAACUCCAUCAUUGGAGACGGCCCCAUCAUCCUGAAGGAAGUGGAGUAUCGCACCACCACCGGCACCUGGGCAGAGACCCACAGCGUCGACUCUCCCACCUAUAAGCUGUGGCACCUGGACCCCGACGUGGAGUAUGAGAUCCGGGUGCUGCUCACGCGGCCAGGGGAAGGGGGCACGGGGCCGCCGGGGCCUCCCCUCACCACCAGAACCAAGUGUGCAGACCCGGUGCACGGCCCGCAGAACGUGGAGAUCGUGGACAUCCGAGCCCGGCAGCUGACGCUGCAGUGGGAGCCCUUCGGCUACGCGGUGACCCGCUGCCACAGCUACAACCUCACGGUGCAGUACCAGUACGUGUUCAACCAGCAGCAGUACGAGGCCGAGGAGCUCAUUCAGACCUCCUCCCACUACACCCUGCGGGGCCUGCGCCCCUUCAUGACCAUCCGGCUGCGGCUGCUGCUGUCCAACCCCGAGGGCCGGAUGGAGAGCGAGCAGCUGGUGGUGCAGACGGAGGAGGAUGUUCCAGGAGCUGUUCCUCUAGAGUCCAUCCAAGGGGGUCCCUUUGAGGAGAAGAUCUACAUCCAGUGGAAACCUCCCAAUGAGACCAACGGGGUCAUCACGCUCUACGAGAUCAACUACAAGGCCGUGGGUUCAUUGGACCCGAGUGCCGACCUCUCCAGCCAGAGGGGCAAAGUGUUCAAGCUUCGGAAUGAAACCCACCACCUCUUUGUGGGUCUGUACCCCGGGACCACCUACUCCUUCACCAUCAAGGCCAGCACAGCAAAGGGCUUUGGGCCCCCUGUUACCACCAGGAUCGCCACCAAAAUUUCAGCUCCAUCGAUGCCUGAAUACGACACAGACACCCCACUGAAUGAAACAGACACGACCAUCACAGUGAUGCUGAAGCCCGCUCAGUCUCGGGGAGCCCCUGUCAGUGUUUAUCAGCUGGUUGUCAAGGAGGAGCGACUUCAGAAGUCACGGAGGGCAGCUGACAUCAUUGAGUGCUUUUCGGUGCCGGUGAGCUAUAGGAAUGCCUCCAGCCUCGAUUCUCUACACUACUUUGCUGCUGAAUUGAAGCCUGCCAACCUGCCUGUCACCCAGCCAUUUACAGUGGGUGACAACAAGACAUACAAUGGCUACUGGAACCCACCUCUUUCCCCUCUGAAAAGCUACAGCAUCUACUUCCAGGCACUCAGCAAAGCAAAUGGAGAGACCAAAAUCAACUGUGUUCGUCUGGCUACGAAAGCACCAAUGGGCAGCGCCCAGGUGACCCCGGGGACUCCACUCUGCCUCCUCACCACAGGUGCCUCCACUCAGAACUCCAGCACCGUGGAGCCGGAGAAGCAGGUGGACAGCACGGUGAAGAUGGCCGGCGUGGUCGCUGGCCUGCUCAUGUUCAUCAUCAUUCUGCUGGGUGUGAUGCUUACCAUCAAAAGGAGAAGAAAUGCUUAUUCCUACUCCUAUUACUUGAAGCUGGCCAAGAAGCAGAAGGAAACACAGAGUGGAGCGCAGAGGGAGAUGGGGCCCGUGGCCUCGGCCGACAAACCCACCACCAAGCUCAGCACCAGCCGCAACGACGCCGGCUUCUCCUCUAGCUCACAGGACGUUAAUGGAUUCACAGAUGGCAGCCGUGGGGAGCUGUCCCAGCCCACCCUCACGAUCCAGACUCACCCCUACCGGGCCUGCGACCCCGUGGAGAUGAGCUAUCCCCGGGACCAGUUCCAGCCCGCCAUCCGGGUGGCUGACCUGCUGCAGCACAUCACUCAGAUGAAGAGAGGCCAGGGCUACGGGUUCAAGGAGGAAUAUGAGGCCUUACCGGAGGGGCAGACAGCCUCGUGGGACACAGCCAAAGAGGAUGAAAACCGCAACAAGAAUCGAUACGGCAACAUCAUAUCCUAUGACCAUUCUCGAGUGAGGCUGCUGGUGCUGGAUGGAGACCCACACUCCGACUACAUCAACGCCAACUACAUUGAUGGGUACCAUAGACCUCGACACUACAUUGCUACUCAAGGUCCCAUGCAGGAGACCGUAAAGGACUUCUGGAGAAUGAUCUGGCAGGAGAACUCGGCCAGCAUCGUCAUGGUCACAAACCUUGUGGAAGUGGGCAGGGUGAAGUGUGUGCGAUACUGGCCGGAUGACAUGGAGGUCUAUGGAGACAUCAAAGUCACCCUGAUCGAAACAGAGCCCCUGGCAGAGUAUAUCAUCCGCACCUUCACGGUCCAGAAGAAAGGCUACCAUGAGAUCCGGGAGCUCCGCCUCUUCCACUUCACCAGCUGGCCCGACCACGGCGUCCCCUGCUAUGCCACCGGCCUCCUCGGCUUUGUCCGCCAGGUCAAGUUCCUCAAUCCGCCAGAAGCUGGGCCCAUAGUGGUCCACUGCAGUGCUGGUGCCGGGAGGACUGGCUGCUUCAUCGCCAUCGACACCAUGCUUGACAUGGCCGAGAACGAAGGGGUGGUGGACAUCUUCAACUGCGUGCGUGAGCUCCGGGCCCAGAGGGUCAACCUGGUACAGACGGAGGAGCAGUAUGUGUUUGUGCACGACGCCAUCCUGGAAGCGUGUCUCUGCGGCAACACGGCCAUCCCGGUAUGCGAGUUCCGCUCUCUCUACUACAAUAUCAGCAGGCUGGACCCCCAGACCAACUCCAGCCAAAUCAAAGACGAAUUUCAGACCCUCAACAUCGUGACUCCUCGUGUCCGGCCCGAGGACUGCAGCAUCGGUCUCCUGCCCCGGAACCAUGAUAAGAAUCGGAGCAUGGAUGUCCUGCCUCUGGACCGCUGCCUGCCCUUCCUCAUCUCGGUGGAUGGAGAAUCCAGCAACUACAUCAAUGCGGCACUGAUGGAUAGCCACAAGCAGCCUGCCGCUUUCGUGGUCACACAACACCCUCUACCCAACACCGUGGCGGACUUCUGGAGGCUGGUGUUCGAUUAUAACUGCUCCUCUGUGGUGAUGCUGAACGAGCUGGACACUGCCCAGCUCUGUAUGCAGUACUGGCCUGAGAAGACCUCGGGGUGCUACGGGCCCAUCCAGGUGGAAUUCGUCUCCGCAGACAUCGAUGAGGACAUCAUCCACAGAAUAUUCCGCAUCUGUAACAUGGCUCGGCCACAGGACGGGUAUCGUAUAGUCCAGCAUCUCCAGUACAUUGGCUGGCCUGCCUACCGGGACACGCCCCCCUCCAAGCGCUCUCUGCUCAAAGUGGUCCGACGGCUGGAGAAGUGGCAGGAGCAGUACGAUGGGAGGGAGGGACGCACUGUGGUCCACUGCCUAAAUGGGGGAGGCCGCAGCGGAACCUUCUGUGCCGUCUGCAGCGUGUGUGAGAUGAUCCAGCAGCAAAACAUCAUCGAUGUGUUCCACAUCGUGAAAACAUUACGUAACAACAAGUCCAACAUGGUGGAGACCCUGGAACAGUAUAAGUUUGUAUACGAGGUGGCACUGGAGUAUUUAAGCUCCUUUUAGCCCAGCAGCAUGGAGAACCUGCCAGAGUCCAGAGGCUGCAGCCAGGCCCCCU
This is a messenger RNA of Physeter macrocephalus (sperm whale), 4435 nucleotides long. RefSeq names its product protein tyrosine phosphatase receptor type T (gene PTPRT). The transcript is spliced from 32 exons. Gene Ontology annotation, molecular function: protein binding; protein tyrosine phosphatase activity. Bases 1 to 4383 code for a protein of 1460 amino acids. Lineage: Eukaryota; Metazoa; Chordata; Mammalia; Artiodactyla; Physeteridae. The record is from RefSeq and is a predicted model, not a curated record. Gene Ontology annotation, biological process: protein dephosphorylation. Gene Ontology annotation, cellular component: membrane.